AAAGUCACGUGGGCGAGCCGUCGCUAACCUGGAGAGACGGGGCCUUGUCACGUGACCCGGGACCAGCCUCGCAUCAGGGAUGGAGUCGGAAGAGGGGACGCCCUUGUGGCAGCUGCAGAAGCUGCCCACCGAGCUGGGCCCGCAGCUUCUUCACAAAAUAAUUGAUGGCAUUUGUGGCCGGGCUUAUCCUCUCUACCAGGAUUAUCACAGUGUUUGGGAUUCAACAGAAUGGGUACACAUUCUAGAAGAUACUGCCACAUUUUUCAAAGUUAUAGUGGGUAAAAAUUUAUCUGAUGAAGAGAUAUCUCAGCAGUUGAAUCAGUUGAAUUCAUUUCAUCAAGAAGCGAUCAUGAAAUGCUUGAAAAGUAGAAAAGAUGAAAUCAGACAGGCUCUCUUAGGAGAAAUAGUUGAUAUUUCCUCUGCACAGCUUCAGGAUUUUGAUUGGCAGUUAAAGCCAAUUACAGUGAUGAACCAAAUGAAGCAAAAUAAGUUGAGCAGAGGUAAUGUAAAUAGAGGAUUUUUUUAUUUAGAUAAAGCCAACUACAGAUUUAAAAGGUAAGAGAGAUAUGCUAAUGGUAACAUAUAUGAGAAGUUUUUGUUGCUUUGGUUUAACAAAGGCAGCUUGAGUCAACAGUAUGUUGAUUUGGUACAGGUAGUCCUGGGCUUAUGAGGGGGUUAUGCUCUAAGGAGUCCAUUGUAAGUUGAUUCUGAUGGAAGUCUAGUACUUCUUUUUUUUUGUUUUCACUGUUAUUGCUUUUUAUUAUCAGUAUCUUUAUAAAUUUGAUCUUUAUUUGUCUUUGGGGGUUAGACACAUUACAUAGAAAACUACUGACAUAUUUUAAUAUAUACCUAAAGAAAUACACAAAUCAUAAAAUUUACUCUGACACUGAAAAAGAGUUGGUCAACGUUGGCAUUUUGUCAGUUGUCAUAAUUCCACUUGUAGAAGGUUCUGGAUCACCUGGAUUAUUCCUGGGAAUGGGGACGACGUUUCUAGUCAGAAAAUUAGUGUGGGUUAUCUGUACAAUCCUUUUAUUUUUUUCUUCCUAUAUUUUGUGGUAAUAUCUUACUGCUUCCCAGAUCUGCCUGUCAACUUUAACAAAGUGAUCAGUGCUUGGGUCCAUGUUUUCAAGCAGCCGAAGGUCCUGAUUUAGUUUAGAAAAAACUCUAGCUAAUCCUUUCACUGUAAAAUUUUUUGGUAACAUCUUUCCUUCCUCUUCCUUAUUGCUUGUUGCUCAGCAUUUCUUUCCUCUUUAAAAUCCAUUAAGUCCUUAUCUGCCAAUUCUCCUUCCUGAUCUAUGAGCUAUUCCACUUUGGCAACAUCAAGUUCUAAAUUCAGUGUCUUAUGAGUGAUUUUUCCACUGAUCUCUUCCAUCAUUUUAUCCUGAUCAGAUGCUUGGGGCAUGUUCACAUAACUCAGCAAUUUUUGUCAUAUCCCCGGAAUGUAUUUCCUGUAACUUCCUCCCAGGAAGAUGCAGUGAUCCAGAUGCAGUGAUGGUUGUAAAUGUGGUUCAUUGUAACUCGAACACAUUAUAAAUCAAGGACUACCUGUAUUGUAUUUUGUUGGUGGAAAUGCAGUAUUUCAAGGAAAGUGUAGUUCUAGUAUAUUAUGUUUUGGACAAUUAAUCCUUUUUAGUUAGUUUAAUAAUCUUUUUUACUUGUGACUGCCAAACUUUAGGAGAUAUUUAAACAAAUUAGAACCCAACCAGAAAAGAAUGACCAACAUCUUAAAAUCAUGUUAACAUGAAGUUCCGUAAGACCAUUUCCGAUGAGAAAACCAAGUAGAAAUAUGACAGUUCUCUUUAAAGGACUAAAAGUCAUAUGGAGGGGGAAAUAAAUGUAUUCUGUAUAGAUACAGAGGCUAGGAGAAGAGCUAAGGUACAUCAUUUGCAAUAAGAUGGAUUUGAAUUCAACAUAGGGAAAAACUUUUUAACAACUCUCAGUAUCUCAAAAUUAUUUUGUCCUUUUGAGGUAGCAUGUUACUCAUCAUAGGUGGCAUUCAAGUAUAGGCUGAGAAACAACUUACACCCACUCACUUACUCAUAUGGUUAGUUCCAAAGACCAGGUUGUUAUGUGAAAAUUUGCAUUAUGCAAGAAUGGAAGGGGACCACAUCAGAUCACAAAAUACAGGAUAAGUAUUAUAUCAUUGCAUAACUGCCAAACCACUGAGAAUCAUAAGAUAGAUAACCUGAAGGUGAUACUUUCAAAUCUCAGAUAUUCUGAGUCCUUUUUGGAGAGAAAAUGGAGGAGAUAUGUAAGGAUUGCAUUUUUGUGUGUGUAUGUGUGUGCUUUAGGUGAACGUUUAUAGCUCAAGUUAAUUUCUCAUUCAAAAAGUUUUUACACAUACUGUUUUUGUGACAUUGGUUGCAAUCCCCACAAUGUGACAGCACACUCCCUCUUUCCACCCUGGGUUUCCCUUUGCCCAUUCAUCCAGUUGCUGUCUGUUCCCACCUUCUCAUCUUGCUUUUGGACAGGAGUUGCCCAUUUGGUCUCGUAUAUUAGAUUGAACUAAGAAGCACGUUCCUCACGUGUAUUAUUUUUUGUUUUAUAGUUCUGUCUAACCUUUGAGAAGUCAGCUUCAGGAAUGGUUUCAGUUCUGGGUUAGCAGAGUGUCCAUGGGCCAUAGUUUCAGGGGUUCCUUCAGUCUCUAUCAGACCAAUAAGUCUGGCCUUUGUGUGUGUGUGUGUGUGUGUGUGUGUGAAUUUCAAUUCUGUUCUACCUUUUUCUCCUCUGUCCAGGACUCUCUGUUGUGAUCCCUAUCAGGGCGGUUGUUGGUGGUCGCUGGGCACCGUCCAGUUAUUCUGGUUUCAGGCUGGUGGAGUCUCUGGCUCGUGAGGUCCUUUAGCCCUUUGGGCUAAUAUUUUCCUUGUGUCUUUGGUUUUCUUCAUUCUCCUUUGCGCCGGAUAGGAUGGGACCAAUAGAUGGAGAUGCGUGAGGAUUUGAUUCUAUAGCAGAUACUGCAGGGAGGAUCCUUUGAGGUUGGUUGUUAGGGAAGGAACCUUUUAUCAAUACACAAGUAAUUUUUGCCAGUGGUGGUGCUCCAAAUAAGGAUUCAAUUAUUGUGGAGUUUUUGGCUCAGAUUCCAAGAAAAUUGAGUUUCCUUUUGGCAUUUGCCACUGAAGCUACAGAGCUUGUUUCAAAAAUAUUAGUACCAUAAAUACUUGAUUCUUCCACUUCCCUUAAGAUAUUCAGUGGAAACAGAAAAGUAAGAAGUAAGGUAAGUAUCUUGAGGAUUUUUGUUGGGUGGUUGUAUUGAAGACGGUGGAUAGAUAACAUUUAUCAACAGUUUAGUAGACAGCUGAUCAUGAAUUAGCAUCUUAAUAUCUUAGCAUUUAUCGGUGCUUUAGUCUCAUUUAUUUUCGUAAAUGGACUUUCGUCCUCUUGGUGGCUUCACCCUUUGUUAAGAGUUCUGCUGCUUGUUACAUUUGUCCCAUCCAGUAUUUCCCAGCAAUAGCUCCACUCUAGAUACCUGCUUCUGCUGUAAAACUGCUGACUUCAUGGUUUUUUUUUUUUUUGCUGACUUACUUUCUCUCUGGUGUUCAUUCUUCUUUCUCUUUCUGUCGCUCAAAUAUGUGUUGUUUUGGCAUGGGUUUAAUUUAUUUCUUCGACUUUGCCUUAUACUUGGCAGCAAACAGGAGUACUUUUUUUUUUUUUUAACGUAUUGUUAUUAAGCUCUGAUGCAUAUUUAGU
This is a messenger RNA of Loxodonta africana (African savanna elephant), 3687 nucleotides long. RefSeq names its product COMM domain containing 8 (gene COMMD8). Bases 80 to 559 code for a protein of 159 amino acids. The transcript has 4 exons. Lineage: Eukaryota; Metazoa; Chordata; Mammalia; Proboscidea; Elephantidae. The record is from RefSeq and is a predicted model, not a curated record.